AUGUUUACGAAAUUUAAAUAUGUAAAAAAUGCUUGGAUAGGAUUAGGAAAAACAGCCAAGGUGGUUUAUGGUUGUUUUUUUUUUAAUAUAAUUUUAUUGAUGGGUAUAAGUACCAAAAGAUAUUUGGCAAAUAAAAAAGCUAUUGAUUUUUAUAGUAAUAAAAUAAUUUUAUCGAAUAAUGAAAACGAUGAUUGGAGUUGUUAUAAUUCAGCAAAACAAUAUCGUUAUGAGUGUGCCUAUUUAAAUGAAGAACAAAUCAAUGAUUUUGAGAUAUGCGAAAAAUUACAUAUUCAAUUAGAAAACUGUAGAAAUAAACUAUAUGAAUAUAUAAAAGAAGACACACCAGCAAUGAAAAAUAUUCCUUAUAUAAUAAAUAAACCCACAUGGAUGAAGGAACCCCUGUGGUUUGAAAAUAUUAAAAAAAUGAAAAGUAAUAAAUAA
Plasmodium adleri (nom. inval.) is the source of this 441-nucleotide messenger RNA. RefSeq names its product conserved Plasmodium protein, unknown function. NCBI's taxonomy places the organism in Eukaryota, Apicomplexa, Aconoidasida, Haemosporida, Plasmodiidae. The transcript is spliced from 2 exons. The record is from RefSeq and is a predicted model, not a curated record. The coding region runs from base 1 to 441 and encodes 146 amino acids.